Messenger RNA from Protopterus annectens (West African lungfish), 2554 nucleotides. Its product is annotated as tyrosine-protein phosphatase non-receptor type 18-like. Bases 382 to 2154 code for a protein of 590 amino acids. The record is from RefSeq and is a predicted model, not a curated record. Gene Ontology annotation, cellular component: nucleus; cytoplasm. The transcript has 17 exons. Gene Ontology annotation, biological process: peptidyl-tyrosine dephosphorylation. Lineage: Eukaryota; Metazoa; Chordata; Ceratodontiformes; Protopteridae. Gene Ontology annotation, molecular function: non-membrane spanning protein tyrosine phosphatase activity.
UUACUCAUAUUACAGAAAGCCUUCUACUUCCUCAUUUCUCUGGGUGAUAACAGAGACUUUUUGUAACACCAAGUUCCUAGAUGAGAAAAGGCUAGUAAGGAAUGAUUAUAAAAUGUAAAACAGAUGCACCUGGGAAGGACUGGAGUCACUGAUUUGCUAGCACACAGUGGCAGCACCAGGAAAGUUUCAUUAAUACACAGAAGUAAAGGUAAAUCAGUACAAGAAAAAGCUGCUCAGAUAUACAAGAAACUAAGAGGUAAAUGUUGAUCAUCAUUACUGAAGGCAAAUGUAAAAAUUAUUGCUCAGAAAUACAAAGACAUAACACAAGUAUAAAGGCAUACUUUGAGACAUACACUGAACAACUGUGAAGAGUUCUUACUCAUGGAAGGCAGGCUGCAGCGGUUUCUUGAACUGGUGGAACAUUUACAGAAUGAUACUAACCUGGAAGAUGUUUUUUCAGAAGAAUUUGCUGCAAUCAAAUCAGAGACUGCUACAUUUAGGCUCAGUACCCUCAUCUCUACAGACAGUGGAGGAACAAAGGAAAACGUCAAGAAGAAUCGGUACAAAGAUAUUCUACCAUAUGAUCAGACACGAGUGCAACUGUCUCUUCUGGUUGCGGAUGGAUAUUCAGAUUACAUCAAUGCAAACUUUAUUAAGGGUGUGAACAAUGAAAGAUGCUACAUUGCAACACAAGGUCCACUGAACAAAACAGUGACAGAUUUUUGGAGAAUGAUCUGGGAAUAUAAUGUAAAGGUGAUCAUUAUGGCUUGUCGGGAAGUGGAAAUGGGAAAGAGAAAAUGUGAAUGCUACUGGAGCUCUGAAGGAAAAACUUCUCAGUUUGGGCCCUUCUCUGUCACUAAUGUGAAGGAAGACAAAGGCAAUGAGGAAGUUAUUGUUCGGAAACUUGAAGCUACUUUUCAGAAUGAGACACGAAUUGUUUACCACUACCAGUAUAUAGCGUGGCCUGACCAUGGCAUUCCUGACUCUUAUGACUGCAUUUUAGAUAUGAUUGACUCAGUACGUGAACAGCAAGGACAAGAAACUUCACCUCUCUGUGUCCACUGCAGUGCGGGAUGCGGCAGAACAGGUGUCAUUUGUACAAUGGAUUAUGUCAAGCAGUUACUCCUUACAGAGAGUCUCAGUGAUGAUUUCAGCAUUUUCAACAUUAUAUUGGAAAUGAGAAGACAGAGACCAGCCAUUGUACAGACAAAGGAACAAUACGCAUUUGUGUACAACACUGUGGCUGAGAUGUUCCGAAGACAGUUACACCAAUUAAGUCAUGAUCAUGAUUAUGAAAAUGUAACAAAGAAUUCUGUUUCAUCGUAUGAGGAUGUGAAGAGUAACACAGAAGAACUACGACCCAAGGUUCCACAGGCAGCUCCCAGACGUUUUAACAGCACAGAGAAAAGCACUACAGAAAACUCAUCUGAGCCUUGCUAUUCUAAUACAAGUGCCCUCAUGAAUGACACCUAUGCUGUUGUCCGCAAACCCAAGGGCCAUCUUAAAUUGGAUAAUGUCACAACACAUUACAGUGGAGCUGCUGCUCUCUCUCCGGUACCACCAGAUCCCAAGCUAAAGCCCAGUCUCCAUCUGCAUUAUGAUAAUCUGCCUAUUGGCCAAACAACCCCAGUGACUCCUAAUGUGGAUGCUCUGUAUAGCAUCGUAAAGCCUAAGUCAAGACGCCCUCAAUCACCCAGCCAGAGCCUAUUGCCUGCUCCAACCAUUCCAUUACCAAAAGCAGAGGAGAACAUUUACAGUGGACAAGAUUCAAAUCAAGGGUAUGAUAAAUCCUACUCCCAAACAUCAUCACUGUUCACGGCAGUGCCUACUUACCCCACGGUCACUCCACCAGUUCUCCGAGCAAAAGAUCAAGAAUCAGACAAUCUGGAUUAUUCUCAUGUCUACGUACCUGGGCAAGGUGACUACUCAUCACCUGCUGUUAAAAGCUCUACCGCUGGAAGUAGUAAAGGAAAGCCGGUUCCACAGAAGAAAGGUCAGCUGGAUAUAGAUUAUGAAGAUGUAAGUGAGGUCACCUCUGGAGGAGGCACCCUCUCCAGAUUUUCACAAUUGAAUGGACUAGGUUUUAAUCAUCGCAUUGGGAAACCAAGAGGCCCACGAGAUCCACCACCAGAGUGGAGCUGUGCUGUGCGUUAAUUGUAUUUUGUUGCAGGAGGAAUUCAUUAAAAGAAGAGACAUACAAGAGACAUACCACUGGUGUGAUGUGUAUUAGAGAAACUUUCAAGAUACCCUGCUGCUGAAAUUGAACUGCAAAUUACUAUUUUCCAGACUUUAGGGCUUACAGUGAUUUAAACAGGAAAACCCCGUUUGUUUUGGAAUUCCUAAAAUGGACAAAGGAAAAUGCUGUGUAAAAGAAGAAUAAUUCAUGCUUAGAUGCCUAUAUUUACCAAAACAUAUUGUAGGAUGGUGCAGUGGAUAGCCUUCUGGUAUGGAUUGGGUCAAACAAGCAUAAUAACUUCAUCUCAGGGUUGGAUACUCUCUCUCUAUGUCCAUCUAUCUGUCUGACUUUGUGUGUGUAUGUAUAUAUAUAUAUAUA